Molecule: messenger RNA, 2151 nt
Organism: Copidosoma floridanum
Lineage: Eukaryota; Metazoa; Arthropoda; Insecta; Hymenoptera; Encyrtidae
Source: RefSeq, a predicted model, not a curated record
UUGGGCUUUGGAAUAUUUGUUUUUUUGUUUUAGUGACCAAGUGCGGGUGUGCGUAUUUGUGCGUGUCUAUCUGUGUGCUCGUGUUUACUUGCAGGUGUGUCUUUGUGUGUCUCUCUGGUCUGCCCCACCUCGGGAGCAGCGGGAGCUCGUCAAUUCGAGGAAGGGAGGCGCACGCGUUUGUCUUUUGGAUCCGGCGGGACGAUCGGUGUUGGAAGCUCGGCUCUUCAGUCUAUAUGUGACUUGGCCAUGAAGCGGAUCGCGCUCAUUUGGUGCCUCGUAGUGCUCCUCGGCACGACUGGGGCUUACCGGGUGCACGAAGAUGAACCCAAGGAGGAUGGCGAAACCACCUGCGAAAACUGCCAGCAGACCAGUGCAACGGUAAUCGACGGCACUUUCAAUAAGCCGAGCAAUGAGACCACCUCGGGGCCGGCGCAGGUGGUGUCGCCGAAAAAACCAGGGAAAACCGUUAGCGAGCUCAAGGUAAUUAUCCCCGUGAAGACCAGCGAGGCGAAGGGCAAAGAGACGAAGCUGGCCAGGAAAUCCCAGAGGCGCUACGACCAGGAGCCCAAGCUUCGCGAGCAGAUCCGCAAGUCCCUGGAGGCCCAGCGGGAGCAGCAGCGCGUCCACCAGCGCCAGCUCCACCGCCGGCAGCUGGAGCUCCUUCAACGGUACAGCAAGAGGCUGCAGCAGCGGGUCCUGGCCGAGCAGCAGGAGCGCAGCUUUUACCGCGACCCUUUCGGCUUCAACGCCAUCGCCGAGUGGAUAGUCGGGCCUCGAGUGGUCAUUAUCAGCGGGCACGGGGGUGGCCACGGGGACGGGCACGUCUACCAGUACUACAACAGGGAGAAGCCGUUGCACUUUGGAGGACAGCCGACUCGGCUUCUUCAAGCAACGACUCGGCCCUUGGCUUCGACCACGGCGAGCACAGCCACGAAGAGCCGGCAGAGCAAAGUAAUUGGCCCGACGCACUUGUACGCGGUGCACGAGGCCGUGGACGAGGGCGCGAAUCCCUUCACCUGGCCCAACUGGUUCGGCGUUUUGAGCGUGCGCACGGCGACCUAUCCGCUCGAAGACAACAAUGGGACCCCGAGGGGCGGUGGCAAUUACGCCAAGGCCAGGAAGUACGAUCGGAUGAGGGAGGACGAGAUCGCCAACAACGAGAUCGACGCCGAGGGAGACGCCAAGGUUUUCUUUCCUCCCAACUAGAUGAGGGUGUGUUCCCCCCCCCCCUCCAGGAGACUCGACGAUUUUUCGUUACGUUUACUUGGGAUCAUGACAAUCCUACGCUUUGCGAACGGGAGUGAUAAUAAUGUUGUUGAUGUUAAUGAAAAACUUGUAAUAAAUUAUGCAUAAAUGCCUUUCUCGAUCGUAUCUCGCGAGUCUUUUAAUUACGAGUAAUUGAUACAUAGUCAUCUUUUAUUCAGAGGAUCAGCGUUUAAUAUUACAAUGUCGUGAUUUUCCGUGGCACGUGGUGUACUAUGAAAAGUUUUCUUGCCGGGGACGAAAAUUCUUAUUAAUUACGGAACUGCGCCCCGAGACGUGGGCUAUUAUUAUUCGGUGAGUUUUUAAUCAAUCGACGGUGAUUUUUUUUUUCGGUUGACUCGUCGACGGCCGAUUCAAACCUCAAUUACUUACGGCUCUGUUAUUCCUUCGUAGUUGACUAAGAAAAUUAUGUAAAAUUUCACGCACGAUCCUUUUUCUCGAUGAUUACCAUCACAGCGAUUUAUAAGGCGUAUACUUGAAUAAUGAGGCGAGAAGAAAAUGUACAUUAGUGUGUUAAAAAAAAAAAAAAAAGAAAGAAACGGUACAGGGACAUUAUUUUCAUUUGCUUGAUUUUAAAUUUAAUGCGUCUCGUUAUCGAGAGAUAACCAAUCCACUUAACUCUGCCCGUGAGGAUCGAACAAAGAAAAAUCGUCGAGUCCCAACUUUUCGCAAAGGGAGGGUAAAAAGGGAAAAAAAAUAAAACAAAAUAACGCAGACUGCCAUUAAAACUGCCCGUGCUUGUUUUUGCUCGCUCGAUGCAAAAAAAAGCUCCAAAAUGAAAUAAAAAAAAAGACUUGCGACCUUGGUCGACUUUACCGUAAAAAGAGAAUCGGAAACCUCGGCCUGGCAUCCGCCUACCACUUGCAAAAAAAAAAAAAAAAAAAAAAA